Messenger RNA from Caretta caretta (loggerhead turtle), 3212 nucleotides. RefSeq names its product mediator complex subunit 21 (gene MED21). Gene Ontology annotation, molecular function: transcription coregulator activity. NCBI's taxonomy places the organism in Eukaryota, Metazoa, Chordata, Testudines, Cheloniidae. Gene Ontology annotation, cellular component: mediator complex. The record is from RefSeq and is a predicted model, not a curated record. Gene Ontology annotation, biological process: regulation of transcription by RNA polymerase II.
GCCGGGCGUCGGACCCGACAGAGAACAACGCAAAGCCCCGCCCAUUUUCCCCUCCCCCCUCAAGGCCAACCGUCCAACACCAAGCGCACCCAUUGGCUGCCCGGCCCGGCCCCGCUUAGGCUCUGUCCAAUAGGCAGGAGGGAAUCGGGAUGGGAGCUCGGGCAGCGUCAUGGCGGAUCGGCUAACGCAACUGCAGGACGCGGUGAACUCGCUUGCAGAUCAGUUUUGUAAUGCGAUUGGGGUAUUGCAGCAGUGUGGCCCACCUGCCUCCUUCAGUAACAUUCAGACAGCGAUAAACAAAGACCAGCCAGCUAAUCCUACAGAAGAAUAUGCUCAGUUGUUUGCGGCAUUGAUUGCACGAACUGCUAAGGAUAUUGAUGUUUUAAUAGAUUCAUUACCUAGUGAAGAAUCAACAGCAGCUUUGCAGGCUGCUAGUCUGUAUCGGUUAGAGGAGGAAAACCAUGAAGCAGCUGCCCGUCUGGAAGAGGUUGUUUAUCGUGGGGAUAUGCUACUAGAAAAGAUACAGAGUGCCCUAGCAGAUAUUGCUCAAUCACAGCUGAAGACCAGAAGUGGUACUCAUAGCCAACCUGUUCCAGAUUCAUAGCAGCAGGGGGCAGCAUUUUGCUGCAAAAAUGAACUAUUAGAUUGUGAAUAAAAUCAUAUUUUUGAAAACAAAGUUCUGUAUCAAACACAAUAAUAUUGAGCCAUACUGUUGUGUAAAUAUUUUGAGUGCACUGAUUAUGGUAAAAGCAUGUCACUUGUCAAAGCCUAAAAGUCUUGUUAUAUAGUCUCAAGUUUGGCAUGGAAAGCAUUUAUAAACUAAGAAUUGGUGUUCGUGUUGCUCCAGCACUGCACAUUUAAUGUGUUUCCUUUAUUUCAAAAUACUACUUUUUUUGGUAAGUUUAGCUUCUCUUCUGCAUAGAUUUGUAUCUGAUGAGCGGUCAUCUUCACAAUGUAAAUUUGUAUAUUCCUACUGGGCAAUAAGGGAAAAUUCUUUCUCAGCAUAUUUUUGGUAACCUCCCUUUCCUCUAAAUCUUCAAGAUUAGGGUGUCUUAUUUUAUUGUGAGGCUUUUACAGGAAAUUGUGCUUCACUGUGCAGAGUUCUUUGAGCAAAGUACUGUGCAUUCUGAGGUUGUUCGAGUGCUCACCUCUUGCAUUGCUAUAUAUACUGUUUAAUUACCAUUUCUGCUGUGACAGUUUGGCAAACUUAUUAUUUGACUGUAUUUUAUCUUCUUUGGCUGCAAGCUAGUAUGCAGUUUUCUUGCCAGCUGCAUCCUGUUAAUACUUAAAGAGCCAAAGCCAAGAUCAGGUGUCUGUCAAAUUUGUGGUUCACAAAUGGGACUGUGGAGCAGUAGUGGUUCUUGAUGCACUUGCUGGUUCCCUGCAGGCUGCUAGCAGGUCUUAUGGAAUUGGCUCUACCCCUUUGCUUCUGGUUGCUUCUACAGAUGCCAGGUGUCUCAUGGCAAAGCCUGUGCCUGUAAAAGUAGAUGCUACUGAGAGGAGCUGCUGGUUGUAAUUGCAUCAGAGGAAUUGGAGAAGAAACAAAAGGUGUCCAGUAGGGAUAGAAGCCAGCGAUGGAAGAGCUGAAGCUAACUUCUUUUCUAAUAUUGCUCUUCUGUGUAAGCAGUUGCUGUAGCCACUGCAUGGAUGUUGUGUGAAUGUAAAUAUGAAAGGGGUAGUCCCUGAGAUAUUCAAGAGUUCUUCCAUACUGAAAAAAAUUGUGCCCCAAUGAUGUGAAUUAAAAAUAUAGAAAAUUUGGCUCACUUCAAACCCCACAAGCUUUUAGAGAUGUUUGGAUCAAUAUUUGAACUUUGUGGCAUAGUACUGGAGUAUACCCUUCUCCCUUAGCAGUCUAAAAGUUUUACUUUGGCCUUGAAGAUAGACUGGCUUUUCUCGGAGUCUGUGUGCAUAUAGUCUACUUAUUUGCCUGAUUCAAAUUGUUUAUCUGUAUGUACUGGGCAAAUUUCCCUCAUGUACAUGGAAUUGUUACGCUUCUAUUGUGUUCAGCUGAUCUGAAACAAUUUGAACUUGUUUUUUGGCAACCUACCACUGGCAAUGCAUUCAAGGAGCUAUACACCCAUUAAAUUGUGCUGUAAAAAGAAGAGUUGAGUAGGUCAUGGGACACACCUUGUACGCUUACCACUGUAACAGUCUGCUGUUCUAAAGAGGACUUUCACAAUAUAAUUACUUACAAAGUGGUAAGCACUGCUAGUUGUUGCUAAAAUGGAAAUGUGCCAUUUAAGUGUGAUUAAAUCCUAAACUUCACCUGCUAUUGUGAGACUCCUGCAGUACCUACAUACAAGGAAGAAGGGAAACAUGGUUUAUUACUUCAUAUAGAAGUGGGGCCCAUGCUGUGCCAUAGGUUUCUUUUGUCUCUUGGUAAAUCACUAGAGUUCAGUCUGUCACAACUAUGUACUAAUUUUGGGAGCUGACUCUGAGGGUCUGACUUUUUUUUCUUUUUUAAAAUACAUGUCAGACACCAACUGCAAUUGAAGUCCUAGGAGCUGUGCUCAGUAUAUCUAAAAAAACAUGCUCGUGUCUCAAGUUGUGUGACCUGAAAGUGAGGUACCAAAAUUAGUGAACACUUGGAGCUAGCUGUCUGUUUUCCCAUCUGUAAGAUGGAGAAAAUUUCCCAAUCUCACAGGAGUUUUGAGGAUUAAUAUAUUGCUAUAGGAGUUCAACAGAGUAGAGAUGGAUUAAAUAGCACUCAAAUGGAUUCCCUAUCUACAUUUUAAUCUCUGUAGUUGCACAAUGGCACUAAUAUCUGUCUUGUCAGCUGUUAACUUGCCAGAAGUAAACCCAAGCUCAAUAUUUCUUAACCAUUCAGAAGUUCUCUUUGCAUGAUUACUAUAGAGUUACACCAUCCUUGUAUAUUCAGUUUUGUACUCUUUUUGUUGGAAUAUUAGGAAGUUGCUACUGCUGGAAUUCCAGAUUUCCUUGUUUAAAACGUUGCCUUAGUGUAGCAUUUUCUUCGUGCUUGCUGCUUACUCUACUAUAAAGGUGGCCGGCACAUUAACAUACUAAAGUGUGUACUAGUGUCAGAGCAGCUAUUUCUGUUCUACAUCUGAAGAACUUUAACUCUUAUGCUGGUGUGAAGUAGGGAAUGCACACUGUUUGUGUCUCCCCUUGAUGUCUAGUUCAGCAUUUCUAUUAAAAUGUCAACAUUUGGUUAUGGACAAUGUAAUAAAAAUAAAACAAACAAAGCAAGGAAA